CUGUGAGUGAAGCUGAACCCUGUGUCCCUCCGGUCUUCUCUCUCCUCUCCGUUGUUUACGUUUAUCCAACAACAUGGAGGACGAGGUGGAUGUUGAUAUCGAGGGAGGCGAGUUUGAUAGCAGUAUUAGUGAGCUGGACGGAGGAGGAUUAGUCCAGGAGCAGUUCAUCCAGUCUGCGUGGAAGAGCAGAGCUGGGAUACUGCCGUGGGAGCUGGACAGCUCCAUCAGCCCGGAGAACAGAGAGGUGAUAGAGAGGAUGCUGCUGGAGGAACAAUACUACCUGACAGGUGGGGAGGUUCAUAAUAAUAUUUGGGAAAGUGAUGCCAACAACAAGCCCAAAGUAAAAAAGUCCCCAGCCAAGACCUCAGCCGCGGCCUCAGGCCCCUCUUCUCGUUGGUCCAAACAGGAGAAAGAGCUGUUUGAGGAAGGACUGGCUCAGUUUGGUCGAAGGUGGACAAAGAUUGCCAAGUUGGUAGGCAGCCGUUCUGUUCUUCAGGUCAAGAGCUAUGCCAGACAGUAUUUCAAACACAAGGCUAAAUCAGAACCCAGACCUACAGCUCCCUCUGCAGGUCCUGUGCUUCACUUGCAACUUCCUCAGCCCACCUCCAGUCAUGCAUCCACUCUGGCAAACGCUGUCCGCAUAGAGAAGCUUUCUGAUGAAGAGGAUGAGGAGGUAGACAUCACUGAUGGCCUGAGUGAUGAUGACGGAGACUCCGGCGAUAAACCGCAGGCCGCGCUCAAACAUGAGUUCCGUGAGCCAGAGCGUCCAACAGACACCGAGAUCCAGACCGACACUCCCGCAGGAGAUCAGAAACAGGCAGGUCUGACUGAGACAGAGGACCAAACCAGCCACACAGCACUAUCGCUACAAAGUCCUCAAUCCUUGUCUUCCUGCCCUUGCUCGGGAAAGACUGGUGUGACUGGUCUAGAUGAGAAAGGUGAUGAGAGAGUAUCGCUCCAUCCAAAAAGUCUUCAGGCAGGAGCUCAGAAAGAUUCAGACCAAAUGACUGAUGAGAAUGAAGACCAGAGCUCCCAGUCUGAGAGCUCAGCACAGACCGGUCAACUGGAAGAAGCGGGUAGUGAUGACACAGAUAAUGCUGAUAAGGAUGAGCAAGGUGUAACUGAUAGACCAGAAGAUAACCAGGAGGAGGAAGAGAAUGAGGACGAGGAGGAGCUUAAGGCCCCCGAGCAGGAAAUGGAGAUGGACAUGGAGACCAUCGCUGAGGAUGAGAAACAAGCUAUCCCAGAGUUCUUUGAGGGACGACCAUCCAAGACCCCAGGAAGAUACCUUAAGAUCCGAAACUACAUCCUGGAUCAGUGGUUGAAGAGCAAGCCCAAGUACCUGAACAAGACCUCGGUCCGCCCUGGACUGAAGAACUGCGGGGACGUCAACUGCAUUGGGAGAAUACACACCUACCUGGAGCUCAUUGGAGCCAUCAACUUCAACUGCGAGCAAGCAGUCUAUAAUCGCCCAAAGGUGGUGGACCGCUCCAAGCACAAGGAGGGCAAAGAUGUGCUUGAGGCCUACCAACUCGCCCAGAGACUGCAGAGCAUGCGGACCAGGAAGCGCCGUGUGCGGGACAUAUGGGGAAACUGGUGCGACGGUAAAGAUUUGGAGGGACAGACGUAUGAGCAUCUCAGUGCUGAGGAACUCGCUCUGCGGAGAGAGGGGAUGAAGAAGCAGCCCAAACCCUGCAAGAUGUCUAGAUUGUCAAGAGGGUCUUUUGAUCCCUUCCAGUUGAUUCCCUGCAGAUGUUUUGGAGAGGAUGUACAGGAACCAUUCCAGGUUAUUGUGUGUGCAGAGACUCUUCUCAUAAUGGACAUGCACGCCCACGUGUCGCGGGGGGAAGUCAUCGGUCUGCUAGGCGGAACUUUCAAUGAGGAAGAGAAAGUAUUAAAGAUCCGUGCAGCAGAGCCGUGUAACAGUGUGAGUACGGGUUUGCAGUGUGAGAUGGACCCGGUGUCUCAGACACAGGCCUGUGAUCUGCUGUCAUCCCUGGGGUUCAGUGUAGUGGGCUGGUACCACUCACAUCCCUCCUUCAACCCCAACCCUUCCGUGCGGGACAUAAACACUCAGGACCAGUUCCAGAGAUAUUUCUCGCGUGGCGGAGCCCCCUUCAUCGGGAUGAUCGUGAGCCCGUAUGACCCAGCCAAUCGCUCCCCCCACUCUCAAACCACCUGCUUGUUGGUGAAGGAGAGCCUGGAGACUUCAGGCCCACAGAAGCUGCCCUACAGAUUCGACUUCCUCUCAUCACAAGACAUACCAGACUGGGAACAGACGUUGAGAAGAGCUCAGUGGAUCAUUCACAAAUACUGCCAAACACCUGGGAGUGUGCAGAUGGACAGAUUUUUCCGGAAAGACUCCCAUCUCACCUGUUUGGAGAAGAUGCUGUCAUCUCUGGCAAAGUACCUUGAGCCCCUGCCAGAUGAAGAGGGAGACCCUUUCCUCACCCAGAUCCAGACCCUUUUCCAGUCGGACUUUAUUGCCAAGCAGCAACCGCCUGACCAGGAAGAGAGAGAAUCCUUAAAUAUCUCACCCAGACCAGUGGACUCGGACGACCUGGCUUUUGAUCAUCUGAUCAGUGAGCAGAGGCCCCAGGAGGGAGGAAGAGACUCUGAUCUGGAUUGUGGCAGAGCUUCAGACAGUAGCGUACAGCCCGCCACACAGAGCAAAGACACAACCUCAGAGUCAAACAGCAGCACAGUGUUACAUCUGGGCUCUGUGUUGUCGACCGAACAUGACUAUUUACUGUGAUAUAUCUGACUGUACUGCUAAAUACAUUAUUAACAAAGUGUACACUUGUAUGUAAAUACCAUGAUGUUUUGUAUCAGUAUUACCAACUCACUUGUUUACAUUUUAUUAUUUCAGUAAAGCCCUUUAACCAAAAGUAAUGUUUGGGUAUGUGAGAGAUGAGAAUGUUAUGAGCAGGGCAUUUCACUUUAUCAGUUCAGCAGUUUUUUUAAAACAUGAAAAUAAAAAUGUAUUUUCAUA
Messenger RNA from Micropterus salmoides (largemouth bass), 2992 nucleotides. RefSeq names its product Myb-like, SWIRM and MPN domains 1 (gene mysm1). Gene Ontology annotation, cellular component: BRISC complex; BRCA1-A complex. Bases 74 to 2755 code for a protein of 893 amino acids. NCBI's taxonomy places the organism in Eukaryota, Metazoa, Chordata, Actinopteri, Centrarchiformes, Centrarchidae. Gene Ontology annotation, biological process: double-strand break repair. Gene Ontology annotation, molecular function: polyubiquitin modification-dependent protein binding; metallopeptidase activity. The record is from RefSeq and is a predicted model, not a curated record. The transcript has 20 exons.